Equus caballus (horse) is the source of this 5142-nucleotide messenger RNA. RefSeq names its product patched 2 (gene PTCH2). Gene Ontology annotation, molecular function: smoothened binding; hedgehog family protein binding; hedgehog receptor activity. The record is from RefSeq and is a predicted model, not a curated record. Gene Ontology annotation, cellular component: plasma membrane. NCBI's taxonomy places the organism in Eukaryota, Metazoa, Chordata, Mammalia, Perissodactyla, Equidae. Gene Ontology annotation, biological process: negative regulation of smoothened signaling pathway.
AAGCCCAAGAUCUGAACCAGCGAAACCCUGGGCGGCGAAACCCUGGGCCAGCGAGGGGGACGUGCAAACUUAACCGCUCAGCCACAGGGCGGCCCCAUGUGCAGUUUUGAAGGUUGUCUGCCAAGACUAAAGGGCCACAGCCUGUAGAAAGGCAGAAACGCAUGGAAUAACAAGGUGCAUUUAGGAAAUUACAAGUGGCUUCGCAGGGCUGGAAGAAACAUUGGGUGGGUGGGAAGGAAAUGUGGAAGAGAAGACUUUAGUUAGGUCAGCAGGGCUUUGUGUUUGGGAGCCAUCAUCAGAUUUGCGUUUUAGAGAGGUCACUCUGGCCUCAGUGGAGAGAGUGGACCGAAGAGAGCAAGAAUGAAGGGAGGCAGGGAAGAGUGAAAAGGAGAAAGAAGUCUUUGGGUCUUGGCUAGUCGGCCAGCAGAUACCCUUUCUCAGCAUUGGCCUGUCCUGACUUAUACUUGGCCAACGCCGUGUCUCUCCGGGAUUUCCCUCCCUCCUCCCCGCAGGCGGGCAGGGAAGGAAGGCGAGGGGUGGCCCUGCCUGGGUGGUCUCCUGCCCCGCCUCCCGCGGCGCCGUUGCCUAGCAGCGGAUCCGGCCGCAAGGCUCCGGGUAAUUUGCGGGCCCCUCAGCCAAUGGGAGGGCGUCGCUCCGGCCCGCUCCCUUUUUUGGGGGCUACAGACGCCUCCGCGGCACUGCGGUCGCUACCUCCAGACCCGCCGGGCGUCGCGGGCCUGUGGCUUUGCCGGCACGCGGGACCCACUCCGGCCGCACCGCCCUGCUGCUCCCCGGUCUCACAGCCGCCGCUGCACACCCGCACGCCGCCCUCACCCACGCCCGCGCCCGCUCCUUAGCGGCCCCAGUGAAUCCAACGCGGGGCCCCGCGGUACAGAGGGACCAGGCCGGCCGAUGGGGGCUCCCAGAUAACGCGGGUUGGGGGCGCCCACGCCCCCCAUCCCCGCCAGCAUGGCUCGGCCGCCGCCCCUCGGGGAACUGCCCCCGGGCUACACACCCCCAGCUCAACCCGCAGCACCCCAGAUCCUAGUUGGGAGCCUGAAGGCUCCACUCUGGCUUCGUGCUUACUUCCAGAGCCUGCUCUUCUCUCUGGGCUGCGGGAUCCAGAGACACUGUGGCAAAGUGCUCUUCCUGGGACUGUUGGCCUUUGGGGCCCUGGCACUGGGUCUCCGAGUGGCCAUCAUUGAGACAGACCUAGAACAGCUCUGGGUGGAAGUGGGCAGCCGGGUGAGCCAGGAGCUGCAUUACACCAAGGAGAAGCUGGGGGAGGAGGCUGCGUACACCUCCCAGAUGCUGAUACAGACUCCCCGCCAGGAAGGGGAGAAUGUUCUCACGCCUGAGGCACUUGGCCUCCACCUCCAGGCAGCCCUCACUGCCAGUAAAGUGCAAGUAUCACUCUACGGAAAGUCCUGGGAUUUGAACAAAAUCUGCUACAAAUCAGGAGUCCCCCUAAUUGAAAAUGGAAUGAUUGAGCGGAUGAUUGAGAAGCUGUUUCCGUGCGUGAUCCUCACUCCCCUCGACUGUUUCUGGGAGGGAGCCAAGCUCCAAGGGGGCUCUGCCUACUUGCCGGGUCGCCCCGACAUCCAGUGGACCAACCUGGAUCCAGAGCAGCUGCUAGAGGAGCUGGGCCCCUUUGCUUCCCUUGAGGGCUUCCGGGAGCUGCUAGACAAGGCACAGGUGGGCCAGGCCUACGUGGGGCGGCCCUGUCUGCACCCUGAUGACCUCCACUGCCCGCCUAGUGCCCCUAACCAUCACAGCAGGCAGCCUCCCAAUGUGGCUCAGGAGUUGAGUGGGGGCUGCCACGGCUUCUCCCACAAGUUCAUGCACUGGCAGGAAGAAGUGCUGCUGGGAGGCACGGCCAGGGGCUCCCAAGGACAGCUGCUGAGGGCAGAGGCCCUGCAAAGUACCUUCCUGCUAAUGAGUCCCCGGCAGCUGUAUGAGCACUUCCGGGGCGACUACCAGACACAUGACAUUGGCUGGAGCGAGGAGCAGGCUGGCACAGUGCUGCAGGCCUGGCAGCGGCGCUUUGUGCAGCUGGCCCAGGAGGCCCUGCCUGGGAAUGCAUCCCAGCAGAUCCACGCCUUCUCCUCCACUACCCUGGAUGACAUCCUGCACGCCUUCUCUGAAGUCAGUGCUGCCCGUGUGGUCGGAGGCUAUCUGCUCAUGCUGGCCUAUGCCUGCGUGACGAUGCUGCGAUGGGACUGUGCCCGGUCCCAGGGUGCUGUGGGCCUUGCCGGGGUGCUGCUGGUGGCCCUGGCCGUGGCCUCAGGCCUUGGGCUCUGUGCCCUGCUCGGCAUCGCCUUCAAUGCUGCCACUACCCAGGUGCUGCCCUUCUUGGCACUGGGCAUCGGCGUGGAUGACAUCUUCCUGCUGGCACAUGCCUUCACAGAGGCUCCACCUGGCACCCCUCUUCAGGAGCGCACAGGUGAGUGUCUGCAGCGCACCGGCACCAGCGUCACACUCACGUCCGUCAACAACAUGGUUGCGUUCUUCAUGGCCGCCCUGGUUCCCAUCCCUGCACUGCGGGCCUUCUCCUUGCAGGCAGCCAUAGUGGUUGGCUGCAACUUUGCAGCCGUGAUGCUUGUCUUCCCAGCAGUCCUCAGCUUGGACCUGCACCGGCGCCACUGCCAGCGCCUUGAUGUGCUCUGCUGCUUCUCUAGCCCCUGCUCUGCUCGGGUGAUUCAGAUUCUGCCCCAGGAGCUGGAGGAUAGGACAGUACCAGUAGGCAUUGCCCACCUGACUGCCACAGUUCAAGCCUUUGCCCACUGUGAAGCCAACAGCCAGCAUGUGGUCACCAUCCUACCCCCGCAAGCCCACCUGGUGCCCCCACCUUCCGACCCACUGGGCUCUGAGCUCUUCAGCCCAGGAGGGUCCACAAGGGACCUUCUAGGCCAGGAGGAGGGGACAAGGCAGAAGGCGGCCUGCAAGUCCCUGCCCUGUGCCCGCUGGAAUCUUGCCCAUUUCGCCCGCUAUCACUUUGCACCCUUGCUGCUCCAGUCACACACCAAGGCCAUGGUGCUGGUGCUUUUUGGGGCUCUUCUGGGCCUGAGCCUCUACGGAGCAACCUUGGUGCAGGAUGGGCUGGCCUUGACAGAUGUGGUGCCUCGGGGCACCAAGGAGCAUGCCUUCCUGAGCGCCCAGCUCAGGUACUUCUCCCUGUAUGAGGUGGCCCUGGUGACACAGGGUGGCUUUGACUACGCCCACUCCCAACGCGCCCUCUUUGAUCUGCACCAGCGCUUCAGUUCCCUCAAGGCCGUGCUGCCCCCGCCUGCCACCCAGGCGCCCCGCACCUGGCUGCACUAUUACCGCAACUGGCUACAGGGAAUACAGGCUGCAUUUGACCAGGACUGGGCUUCUGGGCGCAUCACCCGUCACUCAUACCGCAAUGGCUCUGAGGAUGGGGCCCUGGCCUACAAACUGCUUAUCCAGACUGGGGAUGUCCAGGAGCCUCUGGAUUUUAGCCAGCUGACCACGAGAAAGCUGGUGGACAAGGAGGGGCUAAUUCCACCGGAGCUCUUCUACCUGGGGCUGACCGUGUGGGUGAGCAGUGACCCCCUAGGUCUGGCAGCCUCACAGGCCAACUUCUACCCCCCACCUCCUGAGUGGCUGCAUGACAAGUACGACACCACCGGGGAGAACCUUCGCAUAUCUGGGCCUGCGGCACUGCUUCCUGCUGGCUGUUUGCAUCCUGUUGGUGUGCACUUUCCUCGUCUGUGCCCUGCUGCUGCUCAACCCCUGGACAGCUGGCCUCAUAGUGCUGGUCCUGGCGAUGAUGACUGUGGAGCUCUUUGGCAUCAUGGGUUUCCUGGGCAUCAAGCUGAGCGCCAUCCCUGUGGUGAUCCUUGUGGCUUCUGUAGGCAUUGGUGUCGAGUUCACGGUCCACGUGGCGCUAGUGAGUACAGGCACGGGGCAGGGGCAGGCCAGCUGAUUCAGUGUUCAUCAGAUGAUUAUCAAGCACCUACUGUGUGAUGGAUACUAUUCAAGAGUUGGGGCUAUAAUAGCAAUACAGACAAUCUUUACCUUCAAGGAGCUUGUAUUCUAAGGGCUAGAGGUAGACAGUAAACAAGUAAACAAAUAAAUAAGCAAGCAGCCAUUUCAGUAGAGACGAGGGUACAAAGACCUGACCAGAAUGGGGUAAGGACAGAACGGAAGGUGAGAACAUGGGAACCAGCAGGUCUCCCAGAUGGUUUUACUGUGAAGGAGAUCAGAGAAAUGGGAUGGUAGCUGGGUGGCAAGUGAAUAAAGGUGGAAUUCUACCAAGACAGAGAUGGCAGAACCAAGGCAGGCAGGCCUUUCUCAAGGCGUAUUGUCUGGAAGAGGAGGAGUGGGCCGUGGGGUGGGGGCCACAGGACAGCUGGAAGCACCAACAUAAACCUGGCCAGACCUCACAAACAGCUCCCUUCUUUUUUUAUCCCAUAAUUUCCCUAUUAUUAUUCUGAUUAUAAGAACAAUAUAUACUCCUUAGGGAAAAGAAAGUCUGUAUGCAGAAAAGUACAAAGAAAUAACUAGAAAUCCUCUGAAAUGCCACCCUGAGAAGUAACUGUUAUCCCUUUGGUGUCUGUCCUUCUAGACCAGAGGUCAGCAAACUUUUCCUAUAAAGGGCCUGUUAGUAAAUAUUUUAGGCUUGGCAGGCCAUGUAGCUUCUGUUGCAAGCCUGCCACCGUAGCACUAAGGUAGCCACAGACAAUAGGCAAGUGAAUGGGUGUGGCUGUGUUCCCACAAACCUUUAUUUACAAAAACAGGUGACAGGCUGUAGUUUGCCGACCUAUUCUAGACAUCUUUCUGUGUCUCACCAGACACAUCUGUACAGUGUUCCCUGAAUGGACUCAUGCAUGCUUCCUGGACAGUUCCCAGGGACUCAGUUCACCUGGCCUUCUGUGGGCCAAGGCCUGGGCGAGCCCUGGGGACAGAUGAGCAAAAGUUGGGGGCAUAGAGACCUGGCCUUGGUUGGCUGAGGAGCAGCUCCAGGACCACUUUGUUCCCCCAGGGCUUCCUGACCACCCAGGGUAGCCGGAACCUGCGGGCUGCCCGGGCCCUAGAGCACACAUUUGCCCCGGUGACCGAUGGGGCUGUCUCCACAUUGCUGGGUCUGCUCAUGCUUGCUGGUUCCAACUUUGACUUCAU